AUGAAGUUCAGCCUAGCGAUCACUUCUAACCUAACUACAGACAAGACUCUCGGCGUGUCUCGCGAUGCGACCCAGCAGCAGAUCCGCACUGCAUAUAAGAGGGAAUCGCUGAAAUCCCACCCAGAUCGAGUCCCCGCAGACUCCCCUGAGCGACCCCAGCGAACGAAGAAAUUCCAAGAAGUCAACGACGCCUACUACACCCUCUCCGAUCCCACGCGCCGUCGCGAAUACGAUACAGCUCGAGCCUACGAAGAGGCCGAGGACGAAGUCGAUGAUGAGGUCCCUCAUGGCACACCGGGUGGUUUCCCAUGGUCUAGUUUUGGGUUCGGACAGGGCGAAGAAGAACGGGAUGCCAAUCAGUUUGGAUCAGUAUUUGAAGAGAUGAUGCGGGAGGAGGGCAUGGCGGAAGAGAAUGACGGAGAAGGUGGCCGACGGACUCGUCCUACGUCGAAGUUCUGGUCUGUAGUCGGAGGUGUCAGUGGUGGUGCGUUGGGGUUCAUCGUGGGCAACUUCCCUGGCGCGCUGGCCGGUGCUGUAGCAGGAAAUCGUCUCGGUGCUGUUCGCGAUGCCAAGGGCAAAAGUGUUUAUGAGGUUUUCUUGGACCUUCCACAACCGGACCGGACGCGGCUCUUGAGUGAGCUUGCGGCUAAGGUUUUCCAAAAUACAAUGGGACGUUAG
Penicillium argentinense is the source of this 678-nucleotide messenger RNA. RefSeq names its product putative DnaJ chaperone (Caj1). NCBI's taxonomy places the organism in Eukaryota, Fungi, Ascomycota, Eurotiomycetes, Eurotiales, Aspergillaceae. The coding region runs from base 1 to 678 and encodes 225 amino acids. The transcript has 2 exons. The record is from RefSeq and is a predicted model, not a curated record.